CUUUUCCCCUCAACGCCAAGGCGCCAUAACCGGCAUCUCCGGUUUUGCGUUAUCUCUUCGCCCACAAUAUUAUCUCUAUCUCCCCCUCUCAGCGAGCUUUCCCGACACACUUUCCGAUCCCUGUAUUCGAUCCUCUGCUCUCCGCUGUUGUUAAAGGUUUUUUAUUUAGAUGGCGAGUAAUGAAAACAAGGAGUCAGAUGCCCGUGGAAAUGAGUGGGAGGUUGUUUCACUUACUGCAUCUGAAUAUGCUGCUGGUGAUGGGCUUAAAGGCUGUGAAGAGUAUGAAGCUGAAACUUCUAGUGCAUUGUUUAUGUCUCGUCACUUUGCCUUUCCCCCAUCAACCCAGCUUGAGUAUUUGCAACCGCAACCAGGAAAGAGUGAGAUUCUCAUUGAAAAGGCGGUUGAAAGGGAUGAAUUUGUGUCUACAGAUGGUGGUGGUAGGACAGAUGAAAAGACUGAAGAGCAUCUGAAAAGUAAAGAGGCUGACUUUCCUGGGAUGCAUAUUUUUUAUGAAACAGGUGAUUUAGCUCAUGGUGAAGCAGAAGUUAUAGGUGCCACAACUCCGGAAGGGUCAGAUUGGGUAGAUAAGGAACCAAAGCUAUAUGACACUGGAGCCCAUAGUAGUUCCUUGCAAGCAACUAUUGCUUGUAGUGCCACAAGCAAUGACACAUUAUCAGAAUCAGUUCCUCAGCAGGCAGACAUUUCAGGUUUUCCAAAUGAGAAGAAGCAUGAUGGGGAUGACCACCUUCCCUGUCAAGCUUGGUGGAAACGACAAUCUGCAUCCCUGAUUGCUCAUGCUAAGGAGGCAAACACAUUUUGGUCGGUUUUCAUUGCGGCAGCUGUAAUGGGCCUUGUCAUAAUUGGUCAAUGUUGGCAGCAUGAGAGGUGGCUGCAGUUGAAGUGGCAGAAUCUUGGAGGUGUCCAUGAUGAGAAAAUAUGCAGGAUGGUGGGUCCUCUAUCCCGGAUCAGAAAUGCAAUCAUUGGAGGUGAUCGUCGAGGUUCCUUCAUCCGAGGUAGUGCCUCUACACAACAUUAAGAUGAUGACGAAAAAAGAUUGGGCACACUUUGUGUGGUAUUGCAAAGCUUGCCCUUAAUGUGUAAUACGUCGUAUAUAAAUUAAAGUCAUGCUGGUAUUAUUAUAUUGGUCACUUUUGUUACUGGGAUGAAUUGUACGAUUAAUACUUCAGGAUUAAUACAUGUAAACACAAGUCAUGCAGUCAUGCUGGCAUUAUUAUAUUGGUCACUUCUGUUACUGAGAUGAAUUAUACUUGGGGAUGAAACUUCAUAUCACUUUUUUUUUUCACUUGCAUUGUCAUCUCCAUCUGAAUGC
Molecule: messenger RNA, 1330 nt
Organism: Cuscuta epithymum
Lineage: Eukaryota; Viridiplantae; Streptophyta; Magnoliopsida; Solanales; Convolvulaceae
Source: the annotation of a GenBank genome assembly